Rubroshorea leprosula is the source of this 2596-nucleotide messenger RNA. The record is from the annotation of a GenBank genome assembly. NCBI's taxonomy places the organism in Eukaryota, Viridiplantae, Streptophyta, Magnoliopsida, Malvales, Dipterocarpaceae.
ACCACUCAUAGCAGCAGUCGUAGUCGCAGCCAUAGAAAUUCCCAUGCCCAGACUCCCAUACUUCUCAGCAGCAACAACCCAUCUAAGAUCAUUGUUCUGCGUUCAGUCAAAACCCAUCUCGUCAACAUGUUCUUCCCCUUUCAGCACUCUUGCAGUGCCAACACAUGACCACAUUGCCCGUCUGAUACUAGACCAAAAAUCACCGUCCCAAGCUCUGCAAACCUUCAAAUGGGCUUCGGAGCUCUCCAAUUUCACCCACUCUCAAUCCACCUACUGCGCUUUGAUACACAAGCUCUGCACUUUCCGUCGCUUUGACACUGUCCAGGACCUGCUCGACGAAAUGCCUGGCUCAAUUGGGAUGCCCCCGGAUGAAGAUAUUUUCGUCACAAUUGUUCGGGGCCUUGGUCGUGCUCGUAUGAUACGAGAUGUGAUCAAGGUUCUUGAUUUGGUGUCUAAAUUCGAUAAGACUCCUUCUUUGAAGAUUUUUAACUCCAUUCUUGAUGUUCUAGUUAAGGAAAAUAUUGAUUUGGCCAGGGAGUUUUACAGGAAGAAGAUGAUGGCAACUGGUGUGCAAGGUGAUGAUUACACCUUUGGGAUCUUGAUGAAGGGUCUUUGCUUGACUAAUAGAAUUGGUGAUGGUUUUAAGCUUUUGCAAGUCAUGAAGUCUAGAGGUAUAACACCAAAUACUGUGAUCUAUAACACUUUAAUUCAUGCUCUCUGCAAGAACGGGAAAGUUGGGAGGGCGAGAAGCUUGAUGAAUGAGAUCCGGGAGCCUAAUGAUGUUACUUUUAAUAUCUUGAUAUCUGCUUAUUGUAAAGAAGAGAAUUUAGUUCAAGCUUUUGUGUUGUUAGAGAAGAGUUUCAACAUGGGGUUUGUACCUGAUGUCAUCACCGUUACUAAGGUGCUGGAAAUUCUAUGCAAUGCAGGCCGUGUAACUGAGGCUGUUGAGAUUUUAGAGAGAGUUGAGGGGAAGGGAGGAAGGGUUGAUGUUGUAGCUUAUAACACUUUACUAAAAGGUUAUUGUAGAUUGGGGAAGGUCAAAGUUGCACAUCUCAUUCUAAAGGAGAUGGAGUGUAAAGGCUGCCUUCCUAAUGUGGACACUUAUAAUUCCUUGAUCUCUGGUUUCUCUGGGUCUGGGAUGUUGGAUUCAGCUCUGGAUAUGUUCAAUGAUAUGAAGACAGAUGGGAUCAGCUGGAACUUUGUUACCUAUGAUACAUUAAUCAAAGGGUUGUGCUCAGCAGGGAGGAUGGAAGAUGGGUUUAAGAUAUUAGAGCUGAUGGAGGAGAGUAAGGGACGUUCUGUGGGACAUAUUAGCCCCUAUAACAGUGUGUUAUAUGGUUUAUACAAGGAGAACCGUUUAGAAGAAGCACUGGAGUUCCUUUCUGAGAUGGAUAAAUUAUUUCCUAGGGCUGUUGAUAGGAGCUUUAGAAUACUUAAAUUUUGCAAGGAAGGCAGUAUUGAGAAUGCAAAGAGAAUUUAUGAUCAGAUGACCGGGGAAGGAGGAAGUCCAAGUGCUCUAGUUUAUGAUUGCUUAAUCAAUGGAUAUUGCCAAGAAGGGUGUAUGUGGGAAGCUAUCGACCUGAUGAAUGAGAUGGUUGGUUGUGGUUAUUACCCUGUUUCAUCCACAUUCAAUGCCUUAAUUAGUGGGUUUUGCAGGCAAGGUAAAAUCUGUAGUGCUCUAAAGCUAAAAGAGGACAUGGUCAGCAGAGGUUGCAUACCUGAUGUAAGGAGCUAUGGUGAACUGAUUGAUGCUUUUUGUAAGGAAGGGGAUUCUCAGAUGGCUUUAGAGCUCUUGUUCCAAAUGGUUGAAAAAGAUAUCAUCCCUGAUUAUUCAACAUGGAAUUCCUUGCUCCUCUGUCUCAGUCAAGAACGAGCAUGGUUACAGAACAAGACCAUGUCCCUUGUACAUAAUCUAUUACAACGGAUUACUGAGGCAUGAAUUAUUGGCAAGGUUGAGUCCACUUCUUCAGAAUCAGAACGGUAUUUGGAUGUUAGCAUCAGCAAGGCAGAGCCGCCAAACUUCUAUGUUGAACAUUCAGUCUUAACAUAUGAUGGAGGAUAUGCUGCAUUUAGAACUGGCUCAGCCCACAGAAUUGAAACCUAAGGGUAAAAGGAAAUGGUCAAAGUUGCAUUGUGCUGAAAGUCCAUAGCUUCGCCAGAUUUUGAUCUGGCAAUCUAGUUUUCAAAAUAUUGUCUCUUGAAGGCACGUAGAACUUUCCAGCGAGAACUACAGCCGAAGAAGAAGCAUGAUUUUUCAAAAGAAAGGUGUCUCUAUCAAAUGGUCCACAAAAGAGGUUAUGUCUCCACAGCUUAUCCGGAAGCUGAUAAUUUCACCCACAGAUUUUGAUUGAGCUAAUGCUAGUUAUUAGACAAAUCCAGCUCCGUGCUUAAGUUGUUCCACCGUCCAACAAAAUCAACACAAACGCAUUCCCUUGUACCGUCCAUUCUCUAGCAUGUAGUUUGGAAAAAAAAGGAAAAUAUCUUACCUUUUAUCAUAUUAUCACAUUAUUUUUUUAUGUUAGAGAUAUCUUUUCAAAGUUGCCUUGUUUUUUUUGUUAUUGUUUUCAAGAUUGAUGUCGAUUUCAAUUUGGGUUUU